GUCAGGCGGGCGCCGAUUGUGAGCACACGCCGCGCACGGCUCCCGGCGACAUUAGUUUCGCGUAAACACACGUGGCGAGGUUAAUGGGAGCCGCGAGUAGGUGGGGCCGCUGACUGAGGAGGCGUUCGGCCAUCGCGCUCGCUCGCCCCCCCGCGUUUUUUUGCCUCUCGGCUGGGCGGCGCACGCCUCGGCCGCACCAUGUCCGCGCCGCUACACCACCUCCGCUCGCCGCCAACUCUAUACAAACUGCCUACACCGAUCACCGAACGAUAAAUUUAAUUGACCGACCGUGUGCAUGUUAAAAUGCGCAAAAAGUGGCGGAACAGACUAACCAGCCGCAACUGGUCGACGGUUUCGCGAUUAAACGAAACGAUUUCGAAAUUCGUCGCGUAAAGCAAAAACUGCCGGUUAACGGUGCACGCUCAGUUUUGUGACAGAUUCUCGCGUUUCCGCACGUUGACGCUUCAUUAUUGUGGCAUUCGGUCACUUGCUAACGAGUUUUUGCCGGAGAAAAAAAUUGGCCUCGAAGGAGUUAUCGCGCGGUUUUAAUUGACAUUUGAGCGACAAUACCGCGCGACAAAUGUCCCAGCCGGGACGGAUGCAAUUACGCGCUUUUAAUUUACGAAAAUUGGAGUAAAGUAAAAAAAAAACUGUCUGGUUUUUGUGUCGUCACCGGUUUCCCGUCACGUUGCAGUUUUCGCGGUAGAAAGCUGUGUCAACCGGAAACGAUGAGCUCGAGAAAAAAAGCCAUAGUGUUGCCAACAUGAAGAAACAACAGCGGUGCAGGGACGGCUACUGCAGAAUGCAACAAACAUUUCCCGCUACAGUUAUCUUGGUGUUCAGUUUAUUUUUCUCUGCGAGCGGCCACGACAACACGAUGCCUUCCCUCCACCUGAACUCCAUGCUGACGUGUCGUCUCGUGGGCGGGCUGACCAGGGAGCAGAGAGCCGUGUGCCACGAGGCGCCCGACGCCGCCGCCAUAGCCUUCGAGGGUCUAGAUCUAGCGGUCAGGGAGUGCCAGCACCAGUUCCGCUGGCAUCGAUGGAACUGCUCCAGUCUGCUGGGGAAGAGCAGCAAUCCGCAUGCUAGUGGGAUUAUGAAACGAGGUUUCCGCGAGACGGCGUUCCUCUACGCGCUGGCGUCGGCCGGCGUGGCGCACGCGGUGGCGCGAGCGUGCGCGCAGGGCCGCCUGCUGUCGUGCGGCUGCGACCUGCUGGGGUACCGGACCUCGCAGGAUACUAGGGGGAAGGUGCGUCCCAACAAGUGGGAGUGGAGCGGCUGCUCGCACAACCUGGCGUUCGGGCUGGCGUUCUCCCACCGCUUCCUGGACGCGCGCGAGGCAGCCGACGACCUGCAGUCGAAGAUCAACGUGCAUAAUAACCAAGCUGGGAGGGCGAUCCUUGCGUCGCACAUGGAGGUCCGCUGCAAGUGCCACGGGCUGUCCGGCAGCUGCCAGGUCCGCACGUGCUGGCGCGCCACGCCCGACUUCCGAGUGGUGGCGUCGACUAUCAAGCGGAGGUAUCGGAAUGCGCUAAUAGUGGCGCAAGAGGAGCUGAACAACGGUCUGUCGGUGCUGCGCGGGCGGCCGCGCGGGCGCAGGCGCAGCAAGGCAAGGCCUGCAUCGAAGACCAGCUUGCUGUUUCUGGAGAAAUCCCCAAGCUUCUGCGACGCGGACCCUCGCGCCGACUCCCCGGGCACGUCGGGCCGCGUCUGCCGCACGGGCCGCGCCUCCCGCGCCGGCGCCUGCGCGACUCUGUGCUGCGGCCGCGGCCACGCGCUGCUGCGCCGCUCGAGUCUCAAGCCAUGCAACUGCACGUUCCACUGGUGCUGUAGGGUGGACUGUGACAGGUGCCGGGAUGAUAAGUGGGUCGCUGUUUGUAAGUAACUGCCAGUUUCUAUACUCUAUCUACCGAUAGCUGACAGUUAUAGUAACAUACGAUUUUGA
Plutella xylostella (diamondback moth) is the source of this 1945-nucleotide messenger RNA. RefSeq names its product Wnt oncogene analog 10 (gene Wnt10). NCBI's taxonomy places the organism in Eukaryota, Metazoa, Arthropoda, Insecta, Lepidoptera, Plutellidae. Gene Ontology annotation, cellular component: extracellular region. Gene Ontology annotation, biological process: cell fate commitment; neuron differentiation; canonical Wnt signaling pathway. The record is from RefSeq and is a predicted model, not a curated record. Gene Ontology annotation, molecular function: cytokine activity; frizzled binding.